Messenger RNA from Haliotis rubra (blacklip abalone), 1214 nucleotides. RefSeq names its product fucolectin-1-like. The coding region runs from base 58 to 852 and encodes 264 amino acids. The record is from RefSeq and is a predicted model, not a curated record. The transcript is spliced from 4 exons. Lineage: Eukaryota; Metazoa; Mollusca; Gastropoda; Lepetellida; Haliotidae.
UGUUUGUGCAUUGCAUCAAGUUGCGUAUGUGUUACAACACGCAUAAUCAUUCGUGUCAUGGCUGAUAACGUAAAACAUGACCUGUGGAUAUAUUUGCUGACUUUGGAAUGCCUGGUUUCUGCAGUGACAGCAGCGAGUGAAAACAUUGCCCUGUCGAAGCCAGUUUCAUCAAGUCACAACGACUAUGGCGGUGUACCUGAACGAGGCAACGACGGCAACGACAAUCCAGUAUACAGUGGCAACUCAUGCGUGUAUGGAGAGCGCACUCGAACAGACCCUCUUCCGUGGUGGCAAAUUAACCUCCAAUCACAAUAUUGUGUAGAGGUUAUCGCAGUUACUAAUCGAGCGGAUGCUUUUCAAUGGAGACUUCAUAAUUUCACAAUCAGUGUUUACACUGAGGACCCAAGUACCACCCCAACAGCCGUGGCCAAGGUGUGCGCUGUGUACCCCGGGACAGUCGGGUCGGGGGUCCGGGAGGUCCUGCCCUGUGGGUCGCGAGUCAGAGGGCAGUACCUCAGGCUGCACAAGAAUGAGCUGCUCCAUAAAGAUGCUCUGCAGUUCUGUGAACUCGAGAUCUAUGCAACUGAGUCGUCGCUUGAUUUCGACACAAGUCUGAGCACCGUAUCUUUCUUUUCAAAGAACCCCUCUCUCCGUCUUGAAGGGACGCCGCUCAGAGAACAUGUUGAAACACCGACGCAAUGCGGCAGUCUGUGUCACCAGAUUCCCCGCUGCUUUGGAUUCAACUUCCAAGCAGGAAAAGAUAGUUCCAUGGGACAUUGUCAACUUAUGUCAAAUCUAGGCUCGGAUCCAGUUGACGAUCCCACCUGGGCCUGGUACGACAAGAGAUGCUGAAUGUCAGCCUUUUUUCUUUUCAGCGUGUCCUGAUCUUUGCUAAAGACACAAACAACAGUUUUCGCCAGGAUGUUGGUUUUUACAGUACUGUCUGUUCUGAAAUAAUAUACGAGGUGGUAUUGAUAAGCUGAUACAGGAAGCAAAAGUGACCAGGUUUCCCAGUCGUGACCAACUCGUGUUAUUCCGGGACAAGCUGAAUAGCGACUCGUGCCUCUCUGGAAGGAGUUCAUAUUGGCGCAUGAACAUCAGAACUACUUUUAUCAAGAACGAUAACUCCAUUCUUGUUUGAUUCAAAUGGCUCUUAAUAUCAUCGAAGCUCUCGUACAUUGUAUUGCUGUUCUGGCUUUUAUUUAUUUAUUUUA